This is a messenger RNA of Closterium sp. Naga37s-1, 1686 nucleotides long. NCBI's taxonomy places the organism in Eukaryota, Viridiplantae, Streptophyta, Zygnematophyceae, Desmidiales, Closteriaceae. The record is from the annotation of a GenBank genome assembly.
AUCCAGCUCAUUCGCAUUCAGCGCAGAGUGCCGGAGUACGGCUGGACCACGCAAAAGGUCUUCCACCUUCUCAACUUCGUCGUCAAUGCCUUGCGAGCCGUGGUGUUUCUCUUCCGCGAGGAGGUGGAGGUCCUAAGCACAGGUCCCAACCAUGUAUUCGCACAUGUGCUUCUGGACCUCCCCGGUCUUCUCUUCUUUACCACCUACACCCUGCUCGUACUCUUCUGGGCCGAAAUCUACCACCAGGCGCGCGGCCUGCCCACAGACAACCUGCGGCCGUACUUCAUGGCGGCCAACGUUGGCGUCUACGUGCUGCAGGCGGCCAUCUGGGGAGUCAUGUGGUUCGACCACAAGGACAUGCUCACAAUCGACCUCAUCGCCAAGCUCUUCUUUACCGCUGUCUCGCUAGCAGCAGCAGCAGGCUUUCUGCUGUAUGGCGGCAGGCUCUUCCUCAUGCUGCGGCAGUUCCCCAUUGAGUCAAGGGGUCGUAGAAAGAAGCUUCAUGAGGUUGGCUUCGUGACUCUCAUCUGCUUCUCCUGCUUCAUCGUUCGAGCAGCCGUGAUCGCUUAUUCAGCCAUUGUGAGCACGGCAUGGCUGGACGUGGUGGCAGACCCAUGGGUCAACGUCGCCUACUAUGCUGUAAGCCCCACCCCCUUCCCCUGCACCCACAUGCCCCUGCACCGCACCCACAUGCCCCUGCACCGCACCCACACGCCUGUUGUUUCACGAUCCUCCCCAAAUUGGCUGGACGUGGUGGCAGACCCAUGGGUCAACGUCGCCUACUAUGCCGUAAGAGCCACCCCCUUCCCCCGCACCCACAUGCCCCUGCACUGCACCCACACGCCUGUUGUUUCACAAUCCUCCCCAAAUUGGCUGGACGUGGUGGCAGACCCAUGGGUCAAUGUCGCCUACUAUGCUCAACCCCACAUCGUAGCAGCAGCAGCCCAUGUCAGCAGCGCUGGCAUGAUUCAAUUGAGCAGCCCGUGCUCCUUUUCCCCCCUCUCUCCUUAUCUGCUCUCCCUCUCUGCCUCUGCUCUCUUCCCUUCUCUGGCCUCUCUCUUCCUCUGCGUUCUCUUCCUCGUCUGCGUGCAUGCCUCCUCGUCUGUGUGCAUGCCUCCUCGUCUGUGUGCAUGCCUCCUCGUCUGUGUGCAUGCCUCCUCGUCUGUGUGCAUGCCUCCUCGUCUGCGUGCAUGCCUCCUCGUCUGUGUGCAUGCCUCCUCGUCUGUGUGCAUGCCUCCUCGUCUGUGUGCAUGCCUCCUCGUCUGUGUGCAUGCCUCCUCGUCUGUGUGCAUGCCUCCUCGUCUGUGUGCAUGCCUCCUCGUCUGCGUGCAUGCCUCCUCGUCUGCGUGCAUGCCUCCUCGUCUGUGUGCAUGCCUCCUCGUCUGUGUGCAUGCCUCCUCGUUCUCCCCCAGUGUGUGCACUUCAUCCCCUUCCCGUCUCCUUCCCUACUCACAAUUUCCCUCCCACCCCGUCCUCUCACCUUCCCCAGUGCGUGGAGCUCACCCCAGCAGCCCUGGUGCUCUACAUUCUGCGCAAGCUGCCUCGCUCCCACCUGACGUUAUGCCCCCAUCACCCCCCUCUUCUCCCUCUUCUCCCUGUUCCCCCUCCUUUCUCGCUCACCAGUGUGUGGAGCUCAUCCCAGCAGCGCUGCUGCUCUACAUUCCGUGCUGCCACCUGACGUCAUGA